Molecule: messenger RNA, 915 nt
Organism: Sporothrix brasiliensis 5110
Lineage: Eukaryota; Fungi; Ascomycota; Sordariomycetes; Ophiostomatales; Ophiostomataceae
Product: NAD dependent epimerase/dehydratase
Exons: 1
Coding region: 1-915 (304 amino acids)
Source: RefSeq, a predicted model, not a curated record
AUGUCCGAGACUGUCUUCGUCGCUGGCAUCACAGGCUGCCAGGGCGGCGCUGUAGCCCACCACGCUCUGAAGAAGGGCUGGACCGUUCAUGGCCUGGCUCGCAACGUCGAUGCCCCAGCUGCCAAGGCUUUGGUGGACCAAGGAGUGCGGCUCUUCCCCGGCGAUUACGACAACACGGCCGCCCUGGAAGAGGCCAUGACCGGCUGCACGGCCGUCUUCAUCGCCCUUGUGCCCCAGUUCCGCGACCUGCCCGCCGAAGUCCGCUGGACAAAGUCGAUUUUGUCCAUUGCGAAGGCUGCCGGCGUGCAGACGGCUGUCGCGUCGACGGGCGUGGGCUCAGGGCAUCCUGAACGCCAACCUGGGUGGAAGGAGAACUCCGUCUUUGCCCGGGUCAUGCUGUCCAAGAAAGACAUCGAAGAGGCCGUCGAGGCGGCCGGCUUGCCCAACUGGACCAUCCUGCGCCCCGGCUUCUUUAUGGCCAACUUUAUGGUGCCCAAGGUCGCCAUGUACCCUGGCUUCCGCGAGACUGGUGUCUGGACCACUGCGUUGCUCGCCACAUCCCGUCUGCCGCUGGUCGACGACUUGGAUAUUGGUGCUUUUGCUGUCGCUGCCGUAGCUGAACCUAGCAAGUUUGGCGGCAAAAAGAUCGAAAUUGGCUUCGAUGUGCGAACACCCGCUGAGAUUGUCCAGGUUUUGUCUGCUGCCACAGGCCGGCCGCUGGAGGCGGCGUUCUUGGAAGGCGAGGCACUUGAGGCAGCCAAGGCGUCCAAUCCGUUGAUUGACGGCUACUUUGCCAUGCGCAGCAUGAUUGAUCUCGUUGAUAUCGAUGCUGUCAAGGCCUAUGGCAUCCCCAUGGGCUCGUUUGACGCGUAUGUGCAGCGUCGUAUCGAAGACGUCAAAACGACGUUUCUGUGA